UAUACAAUAUGUUUCGAUGAUGGAGUUCACCUUACUGUAUGUUUGUUUGCUCUAGGUCACAGGCUAUUUGGUGCCAAAGCCUGUUGUUGGGAGGACUUUGACUGGAGGUCUCUAUGUGAAGCACUUGGAGUCAUGACAGACUUUUUGUUCAUUUCUGUCCCUCUGGACAAGACCAGUUUAACCAGUGUAGAGAAACUCAAGCACAUAAUUGCCAAAACUAACCUGGCCUCCUGCUGCAAGUUCUCCAUUCCAGAUCUCAAGGUGGGAAUACUGGACAGUCUUCUCAGCGUGUCAGAUGAUCUCUCCAAGCUCGACACACUGACUGAAAGUGUGAUUAAAAAAACACAUCAGACUAUGAGGGAGGUGAUGGAGCAGUCCAGUGACAAAGUGCUGGAAAACGCCUUAGCCAAUGGAGUGGAGCUGAUGAGCUACAUGACCAAGUUUCAGUGGGACAAAGCCAAGUAUCCCACAGCUCUGCCUCUCUCCAGCCUGACAGACAUCAUCAACAAGGAAGUUUCCCAGAUGGAGACGGAAUUAAAAUCUCGAGCUGCGGCGUAUAACAGUGUGAAAAUGAGCUUGCAAAGCCUCGAGCACAAACUAGAUGGGACUUUGCAAACUCGCAGUCUAAAUGAUAUAGUCAGGAAGGAAGACCUGGUGGUCUCAGAGUACCUCACCACUCUACUGGUAGUGGUGACCAGAGGGAGCUACUUGCAGUGGGAGAGGACCUAUGAGUCUUUGUCAGAGUUUGUGGUUCCACGGUCCAGCAGGAAGCUGUACGAGGAUGGAGAGGGAGGCCUUUUCUCAGUUACACUUUUCAAAAGAGCUGUGUGUGAAUUCAAAGCCAAAGCCCAGGAGAGCAAGUUCACCGUGCGCGACUACAGCUUUGAUAUGGAGGCGAAGAAGCAGCAGGAGAUGAAGAAGCAUAGUGUUCUCAAGAAGGAACAAUAUGGUGUCUUCGUGCGUUGGCUUAAGGUGAAUUUCAGUGAGGUGUUUGUUGCCUGGAUUCACUUGAAAGCAAUGAGGGUGUUUGUGGAAUCAGUCCUCAGGUAUGGAUUACCGGUGAACUAUCAGGCUCUUGUGCUGCACACGGACAAGAAGCAUUCAAAGAAACUGAGAGAAGAACUCGCCUCACUCUUCAUACAUCUGGACCCCACUGCCACUGCCAGCAAGACAGAUCAGGUAAGCUGUGAUAUCCCAGGACUCUGUCAGCAUGAGUACUUGUCCUACAUCUGCUUCCAUAUCAACACCAAUCUGCUGGAGAUCAGCUAGCAGUCAACAAAGAAUCAGAAUCAGAAUCAGAAAAAAGAGAGGACCCACACAAUGACCAAGCAAUAUGGGCCCUGUCGCUCCUGUGGUGGAGCUGACCACUCAGAGCCAGGAACAUAAAGACCAUCAACUCUAAAUUAAAACACAUCUAGUGAUAUCUUGGAUAUCUUGGUUGUCAACAUUUCUCAUGAGCCAGAAAUAACUGUCAAGCUUCCCUUGGACAGCAGUGUAAAUGAUCUUGUCAAGUGAACAGUGGAUGGAUUUGAGUCCUCCAUGUUCACUGCACAUAUCAGCUGCAAUAUCAGCUGCACAUGGACUACACUUUGUGAUGUGCUGCACAUGGAACUGUGGAACCAUUUGAAUAUGCAAGAACAUGUACUGUAAAUGUUAAUGUCAGGGUGCACAUUCAAGCAUUUUAAGUGAGCAGAUGUUCCUAGAGUCCCUACAGCCAUCACAGUGUGAUAAAGUGUACAGUAUUUCUUAAUGCGCUGUUGCACACUGUUCAACACAAAAGUCCAUACAUUUUUGGUGCAUUAUACUGUAUAUUCUGAAGGGA
Molecule: messenger RNA, 1822 nt
Organism: Sander lucioperca (pikeperch)
Lineage: Eukaryota; Metazoa; Chordata; Actinopteri; Perciformes; Percidae
Product: V-type proton ATPase subunit C 1-B-like
Exons: 12
Coding region: 133-1269 (378 amino acids)
Biological process (GO): proton transmembrane transport
Cellular component (GO): lysosomal membrane; vacuolar proton-transporting V-type ATPase, V1 domain
Molecular function (GO): proton-transporting ATPase activity, rotational mechanism
Source: RefSeq, a predicted model, not a curated record